Perognathus longimembris pacificus (Pacific pocket mouse) is the source of this 659-nucleotide messenger RNA. It is a transcript of the gene Efcab11, whose product is annotated as EF-hand calcium binding domain 11. NCBI's taxonomy places the organism in Eukaryota, Metazoa, Chordata, Mammalia, Rodentia, Heteromyidae. The transcript is spliced from 6 exons. Gene Ontology annotation, molecular function: calcium ion binding. Bases 46 to 537 code for a protein of 163 amino acids. The record is from RefSeq and is a predicted model, not a curated record.
CGUGGUCCCCGGAGUCGCCCGGUCCGGGGUCCGGUCCCCGCCAGGAUGUUUUUCUCUGACGCUGGGGCCCGGCCUCGGACUCGGGAAACUAACCCGGCGGAACGCAAGAAGUGGGUGGAAGUGUUUAAAGCCUGUGAUGAAGAUGAUAAAGGCUAUCUAAGCAGAGAGGACUUUAAGGUGGCUGUUGUAAUGCUGUUUGGGUACAAGCCCUCCAAGAUUGAAGUAGAUGCUGUGAUGUCUCCAAUAAAUCCCAGUACUUCUGGUCUAUCACUUGAGGAAUUUGUGAAUAUUGUUAGAAAAAAGAAGGAAGCUCAGCUCUAUCGGAAUGAGAUAAGACACAUCUUCACAGCUUUUGAUGUGCACUAUCGUGGAUUUUUAACUUUGGAAGAUUUCAAAAAGGCAUUUAGACAAGUGGCUCCCAAAUUGCCAGAAAGGACUGUGAUCGAGGUGUUCAGGGAGGCAGAUCGAGACUCAGAUGGUCAUGUCAGCUUCAGAGACUUCGAGUACGCCAUGAACUAUGGACAAAGUGAAUCUUAACAUGUGUGAACUAGGGUGGGCAUUUGUGGGACUUUCCAUAGGUUGAAGAGCAAACAGACUGCUCUGCCAACCAUGGGAUGCCACAAACUGGUGAUUAAACUCCACGUUUUGCAGUUUUUUAA